Paramuricea clavata is the source of this 3208-nucleotide messenger RNA. Lineage: Eukaryota; Metazoa; Cnidaria; Anthozoa; Malacalcyonacea; Plexauridae. The record is from the annotation of a GenBank genome assembly.
AUGGUCCGGAUAUGUUCUGAUGGAAGGUUAUUAGCAAUGAAAUUUAGAAUUGAGUCAUGUCUCCAAGUAAACCGAUCGAGGUAGGAACUGCAACCAGCGACGACGUGCAAUAGAGAUUCAGGAUUAAUGCAGAACGAGCAUUUAGAAGACGAGGAUAGCCCCCAUCUUUGAAGGUUCUUACGGGUUGGCAGCGAAUUGUUUAUAUAGCGAAUGGUAAAGUUGAAAAUGUUUUUAUGCAAUUUGGACUGACAGACUGGCCAGAUCGUAUUUACUUGGGUUAGGGAAAAUCUUGAUACACUGGUAAAGAAUGAGCCUUGGUAUGUUAGUUGGUUUGUUAAUUUAUCUUCUUGAUCAUCACGAAAUGACUUAAUCACUUCCUUCGUCGAACUGUAUUGGUCGUAUUGAAUAUUAGUAUGAUUAGUUGUUGACUUCCAGAGGUGGAUUAUUGAUUCAUUAGGAGAUGAUUUAUGAUGAUGAUUAUUAAUAAUAAUAUUAAUAAUAAUAAUAAUACUAAUAAUACCGAUGUUUUCUCGGUUAAAAAUUCCUGUCGGCGAGUUCGCCUUAGUUCGUUAAGCUACUUGCGUGAUUAUACUGCGUGCGCAUGUUAAGAGUAGUAUAUAUUAUAAUUUGCAAUUUAUGUACUUCAUUAAUGUUAUGCUUCUCAACUUUAUUUUUGAGCAUUAUUAACAUUAAACGUUGAAGUACUGUUUAAUAAACGAGCAGGACAGUUUUAUUAGGUUUGCGCGAGUGGCUUCAGACCUAAUAGAACACUACCUGCUCGUUUAUUAAACGGCUUCAAACACGACUACAAAUUCAAUAGAUAUAUUGGUACUCUUUAUAUAAAGAAUACUAUGAUUUGCCAAUAAGCUUAUGAAUUAUUAAUGAUGUUUGAACAUCUUUUAAAACUGCUUAACGACCUUAACGUCAUCCUCGUCCCCAGGGCUUCUCGGCGAGAAGCCCUGGGAACGAGGAUGCCUUAAAGGGGAAGUCAAGUCCGUAAUGUAAACAAACGGUUUGUUUACAUUUUGAACUGCUGUAUUUUUUAAAAUAUGAUGUACUGUCUGAAUAUCUAACACCAUUUUGGUUCGUUAUGCUUCUACAUGAAUAUGAAAUAGAGUUUGUGUUCAGAAACAUUCGAAACAUUCAAAAUUUGGGCAAUGUUUACCUCAGAGGGCCCUCUAUUGUUAUGCGCAGAACCGAUGCGCAGAACGGACUUGACUUCCCCUUUAACGUUCAAUGGUUUGCGUUAUCCACUAUCCAGUGUAUAUCAUAUAGAUCAGUGAACAAUGGAUUGCACUAUCCAGUUGCCUGCUUCAGCUCAGUGUCAAAAUUCGCUGGGCGUUUCUAGCUCGACCCAGACCCUGUCAUCGCUCGGUCGUGAUGAUUUUCACCUAUAUUUCAUAUCGUGACAGAAAUUUUAUUGUAAAGCAGAACUGAUUAUACCAAGAGAAUAACACAAAGUAAAACGACAAAAUGUUCCACCACAGGCAAUCUGAUGUGCCCGAACUACACCAAGAAAUCGCACAACUACGAAGGGAAGUUAAAAAUCGCCGUAUGAAAGUCUCGCAAGUUUCCAACGAGUGAGUAAUACACUUGAUUCAUAAAUUUCGCUUGAUCGAACUUCAUUCAUUCAUUAAUUUGCAACUUAAAAUCUUGGCUAAUUUUGCCUACUUUAUACACUCCAAAAGUGCUCUAAAUAACUGUUGAGUAUUCGAAAAUUAUGUUUGGCUUAUUAUGGGUAGUUACUAAGUGAACGGCGUUUUUAAAUGCAGUUUUAAACUGCUUAAACUAUUAAAUCGGUAUUUAUGAAUUUUGAAAUAUGCAAUAACAUUCGAUCACUGCUCGAUUCACACGGCAUGUUGGGGAAAAUUUUAACCGCUUUUCCAAUGAUUCUAAUUAAACCUUUUGGAAAAUUGGAAUUUUCUAUUCAUUCCAAACGAAAUUCAUUUUCGAAUUGGAGUGUUAAUCCACAUUUUUUGUGAUAAAGUGCAAUUCAUUAAUAAAGUGGCGGCCUCACGGCUGUGUACUUUUACUAUCAAAUUUAAAAUUCGCAAGUUCUUAUAAGAUACGGAAGUGUUUUUUUGUGUUUGCAUGGGAAUUCUGAGGGCUUUAUAAAGCAGAAUAAACGCAUAGUGCCUUUGAAUUUGAUGUUUGGAAAAGGGUUAACUAUUAAACUAAACAGACUUUUGACAUAUAUAAGAUUGAAAGUGGAUAUGUGCGUGUUUGAUCGCAGAAUGCUGUAAGACUUGACAACUCUUUUGAUGAAAAGCUGACUGAACUUAUAUAAUGUCCCAUGAUUGGAAAUGGAAUGUAAUAAAAUUUAUUUUUCCAAUCUCGAGGGGCAAUGCAAGUUCCUUGCCUUUCCCAAAAGUUGUGUAACUUCCUGUUUACAGAGAAGUGUGAAAUCAUUAUAUUUGUAAAUAAUUUGAUUGGUAAUGCAUUUAGACAUGUAAAUACGUGUUAAUCCCUGUUAAGAAAAUAAUGGUGGGUCUUUUUUGCUUGGUUAUAGUUGUGACUAUGAAAUACUAACAGGGCAGUAAAUUGCAUCUUUGAAUCUUGCUGCUUAUUGCUUGAUAAGACAAUUACAUCCACUAAGGCAAUAUAAACCACAGACAUUGAUAUUGAGAUGGUUUCCUUAGAACUGUAUUGAUUAACUCAUUAAAUGCAGGACUCUCCCCUUGACGAGCAAAAUUGUCUGGUGUUAGACAGAGUACGAUAAUAAAGUAGGGCACAUUGAGGUGCAAUACAACUUAAUGGGUUAACUAGACACAUGGCAGAUGAUCUAUGAGCACCAGUGUUCUCCCCUUGACAAGUGAAAUUGUCUGGUGUCAGGCAGAUUAGUGUGCAUAAGGGCACAGUGCAACUUAUCACUGGAUCAAUAAGGGAUUCCCUUAUAAGACCUCUAGGGAGAACAGUUUUGAACUGAUAAAACUAUCCAGUAGAAAUAAAGUUAGUUUUGUUUAGGUUUUCUCCUGUAGUAACACUGGAUCAAUAAGAGAUGAUCCUUACUGAACCUCUAGGAAGAACAGUUUAGAACAGAUAGAGCUAUCCAGUAGAAAUAAAGUUAGUUUCAACUUUCUGUCAUUUCCCUACAUAUAGCAUCAUCCAAUACUGUGACGCCCACAUUGGCAACGACCCACUCCUGAUGAAAAUACCGAUGAACGAAAAUCCAUUCAGAGAUCGCAGCCGACCUUGUGUGCUGUUAUAA